GCAUUGACUGAACGGCGGCUACACGUGCGUGAAUUAAGUUAAUAAAAAUAACAAUAAAUUAAGCAUGUCGCUCUUACGCAUCAGAAAACCAAAAACCCGUAAGGGCAAGAAAGUUCUGCUGGCCCGCGAGCCGCAGCUCAUCGAGUCGGCUCGCAGCAUGUUAUUUGUGGACGGACGCAAAUGCAGUGGAAAUGUGAAAUUGUGCAUGAGGGAUCUGCAGCAACUGAAAAAGCCACUGGUUAAGAUUCUACAUCGCAAGAACGACAUUACACCCUUCGAUGAUCCCUCCUCCUUGGAGUUUUUGACUAUGAAAAAUGAUACGGCGCUGUUUACAUUUGGAUCAACGUCUAAAAAGCGUCCUGACAACAUUCUCAUUGGUCGCAUCUUCGAGAACGAGGUGCUGGAUAUGUUUGAGCUUGGGAUUAAGCGAUAUCAGUCCAUCGCCGAGUUCAAGAACGAUAAAAUUGGUGCUUGUGUGAAGCCCUGUUUGGUAUUCAAUGGUCCCAAGUGGGCCCAAACGGAGGAAUUACGACGCUUGCGCAGCAUGUUCAUCGACAUGUUUCAGCGGGAGAAGGUCGAGUCCAUACGGCUGCAGGGUGUGGAGCAUGUGCUCAGCUUCACCGUCACAAACGACAUGAGUGUUCUGAUGCGUUCCUACAAAAUACUGCUAAAGAAGUCGGGUCAAAAGACGCCGCGCAUUGAACUGGAAGAGAUUGGACCAUCGGCUGAUUUUUCAGUUCGUCGCACCAAAAUUGCAUCAGAGGAUCUAUACAAGCUGGCAAGAAAGCAGCCCAAGCAACUGCGAGUAACCAAGAAGAAGAACAUCAGCACCGAUCCCCUGGGCAAUACAAAGGGUCGCGUCCACAUGGGCAAACAACAGACGGGCUCCAUUCAAACGCGUCGCGUGAAAGCGCUCCGAAAGACGCCGGAGGAGAAGCGCGAGAAUCGCCAGAAAAAGAAGGUGGCCCUAAAGGCGGCUGCACUUGAGGCCUUGGCAGCAUCCGAAUGAGUUCCACAACAAGAGAAUAAAGGAUAACUGGCCUUAGAUUUAAGUUAGUUGUAAUUGCAAUAAAUUGGUCCAGCUUAAAAUAUAGUUAAUAUCAUGACUA
Messenger RNA from Drosophila grimshawi, 1109 nucleotides. It is a transcript of the gene Non3, whose product is annotated as ribosome production factor 2 homolog. Gene Ontology annotation, cellular component: nucleolus. NCBI's taxonomy places the organism in Eukaryota, Metazoa, Arthropoda, Insecta, Diptera, Drosophilidae. The coding region runs from base 65 to 1009 and encodes 314 amino acids. The record is from RefSeq and is a predicted model, not a curated record. The transcript is spliced from 3 exons. Gene Ontology annotation, biological process: ribosomal large subunit assembly; maturation of LSU-rRNA from tricistronic rRNA transcript (SSU-rRNA, 5.8S rRNA, LSU-rRNA). Gene Ontology annotation, molecular function: rRNA binding.